UGUGUGCUUGGCACGCACGAACAGGACUGCAAUAGAAAGUGUAGAUGGGUGGGGACAGUUGAACAAUUGCACCCUUAUGAUGUAUCAUUCGUAGUUAUCAACAGAGCUAGUAAGAUGUGUCGUGCCAGCUAUGAGAAGAUUGCUGAGGAUGAGUUCUAUGCGUGCGGUCAGGAGCCUAGCGGCCAGGAAGAAGCUCUUGUGAUGGAUGAAGACGAAGAGUCCAGGGGGCCUAAGCUCGAGCUCAAGCGAGUACGGCUAGUAUAAAAGUCGUCUCGUACGGCCCAAGACGUAUACGAGAUAAGUAUCGUAAGCUCCAACCCCAGAAACUCGCAUUCGUUUUCAGUGUGCGAGGUGAGUGCGAAACUAUCGUAUACGAGUGACAUUUUGUCAUGUUGGUGAACCUGUGGGAAGAAAAAAACGAACAUCAGCUAUUCAGAAGCAGCAAUUGUAAGGGCUGGCUGUGUUUAUUUACUGCCUGUGCACGGUUUUGUUGUGAAGAGUAGCAAAAUGACGAAAAUAAGCAACGAGCAAAAGGUUUUGCUGCUAGAAUUCAUAGAAGAAAACAAGAAAAUUGCUCAAGGCAAACUGACUGCUGACUGGACAGCGAAGGAUGCCGCCAGGUUAUGGGAAGAAGUAACCAUGAAAUUGAAUGCUUGUUCUGGGGCAACAAAAUCAUGGAAAGAGUGGCGUAAGACAUGGCAUGAUAUUAAAACUAACACCAAGGGCCGAGCAGCAGCAAUAUCACGGGAGAAGAGGAAGACAGGUGGAGGUCCUCACAGUGGCGAAGAACCCACCGAUUUUCAAAAACGAGUGUGUGCUAUUAUAGGCCCAACACUUGUCCAUGGACUCCCAGAGGCUACUGAGAAAACAGUCUUGUUUGAUGACUUGGUAUGUGAAUUUAUGUACAUAUUGCAUAUGAAAAACUUUUUGCAUUAAAUGUAGAAAAUUGAAACAAUGUAUGACCUAUAACUUUUACUGAAUAACUGGGUCUGUUAACAUACAUAGGCAUUAAUAUUCGUUGUUGCACUUUGGACCCAAAUGAUUAAAAAUCUAUUGGUACUUUAACAAGAAAAAGAAAGUAGACAAUUGUAAUUACUGUAAAUUUUUGUGCAAAAGUAUUAAAAAGAACUAUGGAUUGCAAGUAACUUAAUAUUACAAAUUUUGCAGGUUUGUGUGACUGAAGUGAGUGUGCAUCACCCAGAUCAUUUGCAAAUCUGCAACGUUGUAGAAGACAUUCCUAAUUUAGGGGAUUUUAUAGAAUGUAACGAUGAACCACAUAAUGAAGCAAAACUAUCGCAGGCCCCUCUUGCAACAAAACCAAAUAGUUCUGGAGAGUACAGUCACCAGAACUUUCGAAUCAGAGCCACGCCGCAAAUAGGAACUGUUUUCGUCGUUAAUGUUGUAAUGAAUUAUUUCUUGUAUGAUCAGUAAUAAAUGUAUUCAGUUGUCAUAGCUUUCGAUGACUUUUCGCCACACACUGUUUCCUUCCUACUCCUUGUUCCCCUCGUGUGUUUAACACAAGAGGCUACAAUACCAUCAGUCGCAAGCUGGGAGUGUUGGUGUUCACGUGGUAAAAAAUUUCCGUUGUUAUUCUUAACUUUGCUGUGUGUAAGGAAGUGAUUCAACACCAAGGUAAGACACGCCAUGCAUUUUUAUCACUCUUUAUAAAAUCUCACGUUCCAAAAUAAGAAGCUACAAUUACAGAAACGAUAUAUCUUUUAGUACUUUGGUUUCUUCACGUAGCAUAUUUACUGGAAAACAAUAUCCUUGUAUCAGUUCUGAUAAAAACCAGUUUCCUCUUACAGUUUGGACGGCAAAGGUAAAAGUUGACAAAAUGGGGCAAUUCCGAUCAUGCUAUUGGGGCUAUUUUGAUCACAGGAAAUAAUUUAUUGCUCUGGAGAAUACAGCACAGAAAGGAUCGUAUUUAUCAACUAAUCUUAAAAGCGAUUACUCGACACUGCUCUAUUGUCCCGGUGCACGUAGCUGACAGAAAAAAGUAUUAUUUUAAUGUUUCAAGGAUAGCUGAGGGGACAGUUAGAGACCUAGCUGUCGCCAGUUUGUAGAUACUGAUGUUUAUCUUUUCGACUACCGCACAUUCCGUUGCGGUGAUUGGUUUCACUGCCGAUGCUUGGCGGGUCGCACCCUAUAUUACUCAAGAAAGAGUUGGCUGGUCGCACUCCGUGUUGGCCACACUUUAAAUAACUCGCACACACUUUUUCAUCUCGAUGCCAUAAAAUAAAGGCAUUACCAACUUGACAUACAUAAAACGAAAAAGUGUCAAGUUUGUACCUUGAAAUAUGACCAUUGGUUAAAUACUGUCAGAGUGUUUGCCAUCCACAAAUUUUACUGGUUCUUAGUACCAGCCGCUGUGUGCUGAAAUCUAACAACUUUCGAAAUGGGUCUUCGGGGACCAUAGCAGCAUAAGAUUUCUCGCAACAAAGUUUAGUUAAUUACAGAUUUUCUUUAACAUCUUGAUACUGAAAUCUAAUAUUGUUAUUAAUAAUUUAUUUAAUCUCCAAAUCCUUUCUGGAAUACGAGACGAUAACAGAAUUCCACACUACCCAAGUUAUAACCGAGAUAAACAUUUUGAUGCAUUUUACUGAAGUGUUGCAUGCAUUUAAAACAUCUCAAAUGUAAAUCAACACUAAUAUGUACUAUGGUUGUGAAUUUCAGAUGGUCAGAAACUACAAAAGAAAGAACACCACUCUUCAGUGGUCCGAGGAGUCUAUGUCAAAUGCUAUCAGCAGUGUCCUCCAUGGAGAAACAACCAUCAGAGCAGCUGCUAACUUACAUCAGGUGCCAUUCAACACACUUCAGAACAGGAUCCAAAAAGUAAAACUACAGCAGUUAUUAGGAGACAAAGGGAAAGAGUGCAAACAUAAAGUUGGUCACCCACCUGUACUAAAUGCUGAGGAGGAAGAUGAACUGUGGGACAGACUGUUCAACCUGUCGAAAAGAGGCUUUGGUUUGACCACAAUUCAGGUAAGAAAUGCAGCAUACAUGUAUGCUGAAAAGAAGGGUCUAAAAAUUCCAUGGAGCAAUACCGAAAAAUUGGCUGGUAAAGAUUGGCUUGGCAAGUUUCAUGGCCAGACAUCCUCAACUCUCUUUGAGGAAACCGGAAGGUUUGUCAAAAAUGAGGGCAGCUGCCAUGGAUGAAAAAGAUUUUAACGACUUUUAUGACCUCUUUGGUGAUUUGACGAAUGAAUUAGAACUCAGGGAGAAGCCAGAGAGAAUUUAUAAUGUUGAUGAGUCUGGAUUUCCUUUAAACAAUAAGCCAUCAAAAAUCAUUUGUGAAAAAGGCCAAAGAGAAGUAAUUAAAUUGACAAGUGUAGAACGUGGGGAAAAUGUGUCAGUAGUAGCUUGUUUCAGUGCUAGUGGGCUGUACAUACCACCAUUCGUGAUUUUCAAGGGUGUGCGGUAUCGAGAGUCAUACUGUGCUAAUUUGCCAUCUGGAUCUGUAGUAGCAAUGUCUGAAUCUGGAUAUAUAAAUGAAGACCUAUUUCUCAGAUGGUUGCAACAUUUUCAAAAGCACAGACUCCCAGGGAAAUGCCUUCUUAUUUUGGAUGGACACGCAUCACAUUGUUCGCUUAAAUGCCUGAAAUACUGCAGAGAAAAUGAAAUUGAACAUCUCUGUUUACCACCUCAUACCACUCAUGUCCUUCAGCCUCUAGAUCGCACACUAUUCAAACCAUUAAAAACUUUCUACCAUCAAGAAGCAACCACAUUCUUUCACAACAACUCAACACAAUCGAUCACCAAGUCUGACUUUGGAAAGAUUUUCACAGCUGCGUGGAACAAAGCUGCAUCCCAUGGGAAUGCUACUAAAGGGUUUCAGUGUACUGGUCUCUACCCAUUUAACCCUCAGGCUAUCUCGAUGGAUAAAUUUCUACCAUCUGUAGCUUUCCGAGCUGAAUCUCCUUCUACAUCAACAAAAUCAUCCACAAUGCAAACUUCAGGUCCUUCAUCUGAUGUUUCUCUUGAUCAUGUUCAAAAUAAGUCACACAGCCAACAUUCCCCGUCCACACACACAGUUUGCUCCAGUUCCCAAGCUUCAUCCACCAUGUCCAUAUCAGCUUCUACGUCCAAGUCUCCCAGUGAACAGAAACUCAUUGGAUUUAAUGACAUCAUUCCAACCCCAAACAAAUCAUCUACAAAUAGGAAUUCACCGAAACAAACCAGAAAGCAGGAAUCUCGACAUCUGACAUCGGAUGGAAACAUCAAGGCAACAGCAGAAAAAGUUAAAAUUGCCACAUUAAAAAAGAAACAGAUAAAUUGCAUAGUGAAGAGACGAAGACUGUUUGCAGAAAAUGAAAUGGACUCUAGUGGAGAAGAAAUCCUCAUCAUGAAAGAUUCGAGUGACGCACCAUGUAGAUUUUGCAACAGAUGAUGGAGCCAGUCUGCCAACAGAGGGGACUGGAUCAAGUGCCAGAAAUGUAGAAGCUGGUAUCAUGAAAUCUGUGUGGGUGCCAAAGGAAAGAUGCGGUAAAUGUGUGUGAUCAUGAUUGCCCCACUAUGAUCGGAUUUACCCCGUGUGUGAUCGCAAUUACCCCACUUGUUUUGUGAAUCCUGUGAUAUCACCUUUUAAAGAAUAUUUUUUUUGUAAAUUUAUAUGUGCCAUUAAUUACCUUUUUCAUUCAAGGUAUAUUAAGUAUACAUAUUGAAGUUUAUGCUCAUGUAUUUUCAUUAACCUAAUCUUAUUUUCAACAAUUUAUUUUCACAACACAAUUUGAAGUGAUCGGAAUUGCCCCUCUCUAACCUAAUUCAUGGGUGGCAGAUGCAGAAAUUGAGAAAUCCGCAAGGGUUUAGAAUAUUUUCUGUGUUAUUUUUUUGUUCUUGUAGUAGUGAAGAAUUUAACUAAUAUUUUUUUUUUUUGUUUUUUAAAAGAACUUGCGGUGUUUAUAUUUUUUGAAACCUGUCACUUUGGUGGUACUUUUUUUAAUUAAAAUUGUUUUGUAUCACUAAGGGAUCGAACCAAGUAUCGAUUCUAUAGGUAUAUUAAUAAGUGAUGUUUUAUUAAAUUUAUGGGUCAAUAAAUACAAUUAUCCAAGAUGGUGUACAUAACGGCUUACUGGAGGCUGGUAGUAGUUGAUUUUAAGCCUCUUUUAGGAUUUUGAACAUGAUUUAUUGAAAUUCUUAUUUUUUAUAUACAAUUAAAUGUUUUCAUCAUCCAGGGAUCGAACGAAGGACAGGGAUCGACCGAAUCAAUCAGAAUAUUGAUUAGAAAUUUAUUUAAUGAAUUUUUGAAUUUUCCCCGAUUUUCUAACAUAAAAAUAACGGAUUUUCAAGAUGGCGGACAUGUCAUACUACCUGAUGAUAAUUAUGCUAUGAAAAAAGUGGUGGGUGUCAGUCUGCCGGUGGCUUCCGUGGAAGAAGGAGCCUGGCGCCAUUUUUUUGCACUCGUCGUGAUCGAACCGAGGACUCCGAGAUCCAUGUCUAAAACGUAUGUUUUUUUAAAAUAUUUUUAUUAAAAUCUAUUAAUUGUAUUUUUUAUAAAUUUUUAAUUUUUUCAUUGAAAUCGGAUAGUAUAAAAAGAUUUACAAGAUGGCGGCCGUAACGGAAAUUGCAAUGGUGACGUCAUAAUCCUAGAUGACUUCAGAGGCUUAUCGGAGGCUGUAGACAUGGAUGCUUAAACCUCUUUUAGGAUUUUGUGUUCUUUCUAAGGCAAAAAUAUUUUGAGGUUUUUCAAAAUCCUAAUUUUUGAGUUAUCAAAUUUUUUGAGAUUUUUGGACUUUUUUUCCUUCAAAAAAUGAUAAUUUUGGUGACUUUUGAGGAAUUUUGGGCAAAUUUUGACAAUUUUUGGCAAAUUUUGAAGGUCAAGGUCAAGGUCAAGGUUACACUCAUCCAAGAUGGCCUCCGAGACGUCAGAAUCCAAGAUGGCGGUCGGUACCAGGCACCACACCCAGAACGCAGUGGCCGGACCGGCUAUCCUGUACUGCUCACAUAAAGUAGGCUACAGUGAAAUUCCGGACGAAAACAGAUAUUUUUAUUUGCACAUGCCCGAAGCCAGUGACGUUUUUAGAAAAAUAGCCGAGAACCAAACACCUGGCGUCGUCCAAACAUAGCCAACAUAGUAAACAUAGCGAGCAUGGCGCCCUGUUUGGCCAUAGCUUACGUCACUCACACACCUGUAAACAUACAUUUCAAGUCCCGCCUUUUUCAUUAAAACUAAUUAUUUGUUUAUUUGUUUUUCACCUGUAUCUUAUUUUAAGCUCAUGCAUUAAAAAUUUUUGUCAGACUUCUAGUUAAUUCUGCCGCUGUUAAACACAUUUCUUAUAUUUAAAGAUUAAUUAUUUUCUUUUUAGUUCAUACAACAUUAGAGCGUGUUUUGUUUAGUUCUUUAAAAAAUAAUUUAAUAAUAUUAUCUACGGCUUGGAUUAAGAUUAUUUUUCAGUCUCCUUCAGUGUUCGUGUCACUAAGUGAUUUUCGUCGUAAAUUUAUAUGUACUGCAAUAUUUUUUAUUCUCGCUAAAUGCUGCAGUUUAUCACUUUUGGUAUCUUAUUAAAAUCACUGCUUUUUAACAAUUAUUUAUUAUAAUGGUACUAUAUUGGUAAUAUUAAUACGGAAAAAAAAUGUUUUGGCCAGUGCGCCUGCAAAAUUAUAGAAAUAUGAGUUUUUCCCAGGUAAUAUUUGCAUGUUAACGAAAAGGAUUUCAUCUUGAUUUUUAAAAUUUAUCAGAUUUUUUGACAUACAAAAAUAUAUAUAUAAAAAUUAUAUAUAUUUUCCCUAUUUUAUAGUAUCAGUACUUCCAAAGCUAAAUUUUUUCACAGUGGUAGAGUCAACUAUGCUGAGCAACAUACCGAAAGUUUACUGCUGUAGACCUUGUGCGUAUAUCUGAAAAAGUGCAGUUAAGUCCUAAAAGGCAGCGACUUGCAGCAGUUUAUUAAAAUGCUUCCCAUUUGCCCACUUUUUUACGUAGAGACUUCAUAAAAUUAUUAAAACACUCUGAAAACGCCAUUUUAUACACUAAUGUUUUUAAGAGUUCUAAGAGUUAAGGUUAAGGCAAGAAAUAAAUUGAUUAAGUAAUGAAAAACUCUUUUUUAUAUAAUUCAAGGACAUUAAAACCUGAUUGACUUAAAAAAUUUCAUCUAAUGCAAAUAUUACUUUAACAAUUAUGUUGUAUAUAUCUUAAGCUUUACAUUGACAUAGUUUUUAAGAGUCUAGUUUAAUUUAUUGGAUUUCUAGAGCAUUCUGAGAGUAGUAGUAUUAUGUACGUAUGUGAUAAUGCCACAGCCGCAAGCGCGGGGGUGACUUUCGCUCCCACUAAAUCGAGAUUUUUUAAUCUUUAGGAAAUUCCUUCCAUAUUGAAAAUUGAUACAAACGUAACAUCGAGGUAUUUAAGUAACACAUGAAAAGAUUAUCUACGCAUUCCUUAAACGUCAUUAUUAUAGUCUGCAAACUUAACCAAAACUUACUUAAAAAAAUAUCAUAAAUAUAAAAAACGAAAAACAUUUAAUAUGUUUUACUAAAUAUGAAAUUUAUUGUUUUAUAAGGAAAAAGGAGUUGAUACCUACAAAAUUACAAAAAAUUUAAACCUAUUAAAAUAAUAACACGAAAACCUGAUAAGAUAAACGCAUUAAUGAAUGUUGUUGCAUUAUUAUUUAGCUACGAAUAUGUAUAUUUGUAGAUAAUUUGGUUCAAUCAGGCUGACCGCUGAAGCGUUUCGAACUGCGUAGCGAACACAGCUGCAGCCUCGGCCACUGCCCGCCAAAACAACCCUGGUUAGGGGAGCGCUUUAACUACCUUUCUGUGACUUCUGGUCCCCUGAUACUUUCUCACAUGGAACUACUCGAAAAUACGCUUUAUUAUAACUUUUGUUGAUAUUUUUAUUUUUUUCUUUAACAUGUCCUUAUUGGUUUGAGCAUUUCAGUGCGCGCCAUUUUGUUUUAACUUCCCCUCACAGCCCCCAUGGCCCACUACCAGAGUGGGGAGAGAGAAAAAAACGGUUGUGAGCUGCCUAGGUCGUAGAAAUGAAAUAGCAGCACUGCCUAUGUGUUUAAGAAUGUUGUGCUAUCUUUGAAAACAUUUUUGUUAAUUUUUGUAUAAGGUUUUCCUUCUUCGUGUAAGCUAAUUUUCCUUACUGUUUCUUUUAAACUUGAAAAAGUUUUAAGUAACUUGAGCUUUACGAUAAAGUAAUUUCAGGUAAGCUGUAAGCCGCAAUACAAACGCAACGUAGAUUAAUGUGGUAUAGACCAAGUUAUUGCAGAAAAUAAAUUAAAAUACAGUAUUGUACAUUACCUCCUGUGACUGCCUAACAAGAGUGCUUUAUUAGAAGCUACCUACAUUAGCUGAUACUUCAGCAAUGACAAUACAAUGCUAUCAAAUAAUGGGCUAUUAAAAUGUUAAAAAAAUUACUUGCUGUAAUAAAAAUGAGUUGAAAAUAAAAAAGACACUUAAAAAAAGAAUUUGCAGAACUAACAAACCAAUUAGGUAAUGUUCUAAUACUUAGUUGCAUGGAAAUUAUUUCUGGAACUAUAGCAAUAUGAUGAUAGGACAAACUGUACAGGCAGUCCUCAACUUUCGUAAAUAAUGUGUUCUUGAAAAAGUGUAUGAAAGAUGAAUGUAUGAAAGAUGAAUGCUUCACUUGCAUGUAAUACAGAGGUUUCUGUUCAACUAAUACUAAAAAGAUUUCAAAAAGUCACUAAAUACAACACAAAAGUAGUUUUAUGUUGCUGAAAUACACAUGAGUUUAUUUAUGCCAAAAAAAUUUAAUAUAAACAUAUCUUAAAAUUACUAAAAUACUGCUGUAGAUCAUUUAAAUGUUUGGUGCAUAUUCAGAUAAUCAUUUAUGUUUGAUAGUAUUUACUGGCUAAAAAGUUAUACUCUUAAUUUUCUGCAGUCAGAAAAUGUCUGACAGUCUGAAUCCAUUGUAUAAAAGUAGAUUCGUUGGUACUAAUGUCCGAUAUCUGAAAGUCUGAAACGUAUGAGAGUCGAGGACUGCCUGUAUUAGACAAAAUAAAUAUUUUAUAGCAUUGCAUGAGGUGAAGAAAACUAAGAGUGAAAUUGAGUUAUUUAUAAGUAUUAGCUUGUAUAUUUCUUUAGAUUUUAUAACUUUUCAGGUACAGUGCUGUCUUUAAUUUAUUUGACCAAAAAUACUGACUUGAAAUUGAAAAAAAUUCAUAUUAGUUUUAUAUAAUUUUGUUUUUAUAAGUCUCACGCUCACAUGCACAUGCAUGCACACAAAAUGAAUGUGAUAUUAAAAAACAACCCUAUCAAAAGAAAGUUACAAACAUUACAGUUAAACAAUGUUAAGAAGUUCCUACUUAAGUUUUCCCCCAUAGUAAGUUUGAUUAUGUUUACCAUUUCCAUUAGAACAUUGACCCUUUUAAGAAGUUUUUCCCUGCCAAUCAGUUUAAAUUUUUCAGGCCUUUUAGAAUCUUCUUAACAAAGUGUAAUUAAACAGUACUUAUAACACAUAACAUGAUAUUUUGUGGUCAACUGUUAUAAACAAAACAUAUCUUAAUACUUACAAGUACGUAUCCUGUAGGCUUUUUCAGAGCUGGGUAUUUGUUUGUGUAAGAGGCAACCGUAUUAUCUGAUCUGUUCUGAAACAAAUUCUUAAGGCGUAUGUGAGCAGUGACUUCCCAGUUUCUCUCAACCAAUUCCCAAGGAUCUGAUGAGUUGUGGAGCCACUCUAAAUUGUCGCGAAACUGGCUGUCUUGAACUUCAUCAACUAAAGAAUAAAAAUAAUAUAUAUGUAUGGUUGAAGCUCAUAAUAACAAAACACUAAGCCAAUAUUAAAGUCUUAAAGAUAAUUAUACACAAAUACAGUGACAAUAUGUGAGCAAAUAGCACAAAUGAUGGGGCAGGAUCCCCACAAGGCAUAACGGGCCUGUUUCACAAAGUUACAAGUUUGUUCGUAACAUGUAAAUAAUAACAAACUUAUUAAAAUCUAUAAAUAUUGUGUUUUUGGAAGCAGCAAGUUAACACUUGUUACUACAAGUGAAUUUGGAUUAGAUUAAAAGAAAAACACUUGUUGUAGAUAAGUGUAUCCCUUGUAACCAACAAGUGAAUUGCACUAACUUGUACCGGACUAGUGUUACGAACAAGUCGCUUUUACAAGUCUCAGUAGGUAGGUAAAUUGAGAAGGGAAAAAAAGAAUGAAUAAUUUGAAUAAGUAAUUAGUAAGUGAAAAUAUUUUAGAUAUGUUUCUCGUGCGGACGUACUCCAGAGGUAGGUUAUGUUUUUGCAUUGGUCACAGACAAUAUUUCUUGCGGACAAGUCUUGUUGGUAACAAAACCUGCUAUAUGGACAGAUAUAGGGCCGAAUGCACAGAUUCCACUAAAUAUUUAGUGGCCACUAGCACUUCCUCUAGUGGAGGUUUCGAACACCACUAAACUUCGUAUUUUUAAAAUAUUUUAGUGUAAGCUCGGCUGGGAUUAAUGGUAUUUAGUGCGAGAGGCCACUAGACAACGAAGCUAGUCGAGUUGAACCGAAUGCAAUGACGUCAGGUAAACGUCAUAAAUAUUGACCAAUAGAAAACAUCUAAAACAAUGACGUACAAAACUUCCGGUAGGAAAACGAUUGGCCUUGGUUGUUUUGAUUUUCGUAUCGUAUAAUUGUAACUCACAUUGAAUUAUAUUUUUUUGAUUAAUACGAUGGAAGUUGAAACAGAUUCUGCUGGUAAGAAGUACGGUGACAGGUUUUCUUCGGGUGAGAAAACAAUCUUGUUCUCGCUUGUUGAAGAAUUUUCCCGUACAGUGGAAAACAAGAAGACAGAUUUUUCAACGAUUGCAUCGAAGAAGAAAGCGUGGGAGGAUAUUGCUAAGCGUUUCAAUUCGUUCAGCGAAGUUUCGAAGGUAUAUUCUUUAUCACUAAUGCAUUUUGAAAUACAAUAUUCUAUCAUAAAUAAAAUUAUUUAAUUUAAAUUACUCGUAUGUUUAUAAUUAAGCUAACUUGACCUUACCAACUGCCCCUACCAUUUAAUAAUAUUUUAAUGUAGCUAACCAACCACAAAAUUAUGUAAUUUUGAAGUAUUUUAAAUGUUGCUAACUUAUCAUUACCAUACUUUACAAACUACUUGAAGCAAUACAUCCUCUUUGAUAAUUAACAUUUCAGGUAGCUAUAUAGGUUAUAAUUAUCAUUUUGAAAUUAUUACAAUUUUAUAAGGAAAAUGGUUCCUUCAGAAUAACUUUAUUUAUAGGGGAUCAAGUUGUGCAUUGUUUUUACUAAAACAUACAAUUUAUUUGUUGCUGAAUGUAUCAAUUGUGGUAAUGGACUUACAGUUUGUUAAACAUUUACAUGUUAAAAAUGUCUUAUUGGUUCAUAUUUACGAAAUUGUAAAUCAGGUAUUUUUUUUUUACUAAAUUUAUUAACAAAUUACACAAGUCUGCUUCCUAGAAUCUGUGCAUAGCUAUUAACCUUCUACCAGAUUCAUAUUUUUACCCUGUUUAAGGUAAUAAAACUAAUAAAAUGCUGCAGAUAGUAGUGUGUUACUUUAACUCAAAAAAUUAUUGUGGCUUACAAAGAACUAGGAGUUUUAAUUUUUUUUGAGGAUGAUUAAGCAUUAGAUAAUUUAAAACUUAAUUUCAUUAAAAAUAAUUCUCUGAAAGCACUAAUUCAAAUAUAAACCCCAUCAGCUGAUGCAGUUAUGUGCAUAGUUAUAAUGUAUGCAGUUAUAUGUAGUGCACAUAUUUGUAACAAUGACUAUAUAAAGAUACUCUUGUUACCUUUUCUUCUGGUUGAUUGUAAUAUUUCACUGAUAAGUAUUUUGUCAUCUUUCAGCGAGCUGGUCCUCAGCUUAAGAAAUGUUGAGAAAACGAAAAGGCCAAGCAAAUUUUGGCCACAAACACCAGGCAGCGCAUGACAACUGGAGGAGGUCCUUUUGUUCAGGAUACCCCAACUGACCCAGAAUUGGAGGUGGCACUAGCCGGUGUUCAACACUUCUUGAACAACACUGGUAACUCGGACAUGGUAAUAACUGCCGAGUCAUUAAAAUUGUCAGAGUCAUUUGUUCCAGUGGAUCAUGACUAUUUUAUAAGCAGCAUGCCUGCAUCAGAUGUGGGCACAUGCAAAAUUUUAAAUACGGGUGUUUCGGAAAGGCUUGCUGCGCCUUGUUCAUCGCCGUCAACUUCGAAGACAAUGCCAACUGUCUCUGUUCCAACAUGUGCCAGAGGCAAACCUGCCCCUCCAGCAGUUCCUUUCUCUGGUCGUGAUGGCGCUAUUGAUCGUGAGCUCCAGCGCCGCCUUGCCAGAGUUGAUGCUGCAGAAAAGGGCGAUACAAAGCUACAAAAUCUUCAGGAGCUUCAUCUCAGGCUGCAAGUGAGGGCAGCAUGAAAGGCAGCUGCUCGUGAAGAUGAACUUCAUGCGUUGAAGUUGAAACAACUUUGCAGAGCUGCAGCCAGGGAAGAAGAGCUUCACAUGCAGCAUAUGAAGCACAGAGAGGAAGAACAUUUGCUGAGAAUGCAGAAACUGAAAACUGAAAAUGAUGUUGUUCUUUAAAUAAUCGUAAAGUUGAAUAUCAUUUUCAGUUUUCAUGCAUGGUUUAUAGGCCUCUUGGGGAAACUCUCCAUGCAAAAAAAAGAGUUAACGCAUUGGGCACUGUACCUCUUGAGACCCGUCUCAAUGGUGAUGUGGAAACCAGUGCACAGCCCAGAAAAGGAGUUCCAGUGGAUCAUGGAGAAAAAUGGUUAGUAAGAAAAAAUUUUUUGUACAUUUAUGCAACUUAUUUAUGUUUUGCUGAAGUAUAUUAUAGCCUAUGUAAAGCACUACAAAACUUUGCAAUUGUGUUAACGAUUAUAUUGCAUUAACUGAAUUGUAUAACUCAAGUGGUGUGUGUCUAUAUAUUUAUUUCCCUAGUUUACUCACCUGUCCAAUUUAGGUAUACUGAAAUUUAUAAUUGUGUAAUGUAAUCAUCUACAGAGAGUUUGAGCCAAGCAUGCUGCACAUGUGCACACAAAGAUCUGCUACAAGAUAGCCUAACAUCAUUUAUCUCUAGAACAGUUGUAAUUUGUGGAACAAUGUAACUUUAUAUUGUCUUCACCAUUGCUCAGUUUUGCAACAUUUAGUUCUUCAUUGACUAGGAUUAGUAAAGGAAACUCAUUCUGCCUGUGACUAGGCCAAUUGAAAUAAUUAAGCUUUUAGCUACCCAGACUACCCUGCCCACUGUAUAAAAAUUUAAGAUGUACCUAAGGUAAACUUCUGAUAAUCUGGCAUGUUACGGACUUUGUAGAUGUCUUUUUUUUUUUGUUUGUUGAAAUGCUGGAUUAUCAGUAGGUGUCUCCCACAUUCUCUAAAAGCUAAAUGCUGUUUCACCAACGAUAUCUGUAACAUGAUGUUUGACAUGAAAUAUGUUUAGCAUGAACAAAGAAAUUUCAGACCAAAACUAAAUUGGCUGAUGAUGAACUUCAGAGUGAUUCUGAGCAGUAGCGAUUACCUUCAUUUAAUCCUGGGCCGCUCAGAGCGUCUGUGCGUACUGAAAAAACUUUUCCGGCCAAGCCCAAGUUGCAUAAAUCCAUACAUUUCUCACUGGUGCCAGACAAUCAUUAGUUUAAUGUAUUGUUUUUUGUAAUCACUGAUGAUUCAUGGUUAGGUUUUCUAUGCAUUCGUCGGGUGCACCCUGCAUGUCAGCUAAAUCAAGUUACACAGGGUACGUCCUAUUUCAUUGAAGGCAAGUCGUUGAAGUUACCCGAAUAUGAUUUCAUUGACAGUUUUCACAAAUGUUAAGCUUUUAUUGUGUAUCAAGCAAUAACAUCAUCACAUAUUAAAUAGAGAGCUAUAUUAGAUUUUUCAAUGACACAUAUUGAAUAACAAACACGAAUAAAUUAUAUACGGUACUCACAUUUCUAAAAUUCUGUUUAAAAAUUGUUUUUUUUAUUGUUGUUUUAAUGACUAAUCAAGAUGUAAAAGAAAUAAUUUUUCUUGAGGUUACUGAGCACUAAAAAGUGAAUUAAGGCAUUUUGCACAAUAUUUGAACAUAGACAUUAAACUAUAAAAUUUAUGUAAUUUUCUAUGCCUUUUUCAAAAAACCUUAGAUACUCCCUAUACCUACAAAGUUGAACUUUGAUUAUGAUAUAAAAACUAACCGGAGUUCAUAAUCUUAGAUUUAAGAAAUUUAAGAACAAGAAUUUCACAGUUUACAUUUCUACUGCUUAGGCCACUAGGCCACAGAUGUUAAAUGAACUUACUUGUUGCUGUUCCCUUAGAGAAUUCCUGACAAUCAAAUAUUUCCAACUGUCUAAAUUUGCUUUGAACUUGGCUCGGUCUCCAACAAUGGCAACCAGCUCCUUCAUCAUGUCUUCCGUCAGGUGUUGAAUAGCAUGAAUAUCUAUACGAUUAUCUAAAAGAGUAAGAUUUGACUCUAUGAAAAAAAUAAUCAUUCACAACCAAAUAUUAUGUGAGACAUACAUAUUUUCAUAGUUCAAUGAGGUCUGUUUAAGUAACCAUUACUUUUGUAGCUGAUGUCCUACAAUAGAGAUGAGAAAAGCGGGGGGAACGGGAGAUCACCGAGAAAACCCGCCAGCCGAUGACAAUGUCCGCCACGUUUCCCACAUGCGUAAAAUCCGGGACUGACACCCGGAUCCCCUGAGUGGGAGCCGACCACACGGACAUCAUGGACCCUGCGCGU
This is a messenger RNA of Bacillus rossius redtenbacheri, 14563 nucleotides long. RefSeq lists its product as uncharacterized. Bases 3083 to 4387 code for a protein of 434 amino acids. The transcript has 4 exons. Gene Ontology annotation, molecular function: DNA binding. Gene Ontology annotation, cellular component: nucleus. The record is from RefSeq and is a predicted model, not a curated record. NCBI's taxonomy places the organism in Eukaryota, Metazoa, Arthropoda, Insecta, Phasmatodea, Bacillidae.